Messenger RNA from Nymphaea colorata (pocket water lily), 3295 nucleotides. Its product is annotated as methylthioribose-1-phosphate isomerase-like. The transcript is spliced from 11 exons. Gene Ontology annotation, cellular component: membrane. Gene Ontology annotation, biological process: transmembrane transport; potassium ion transport. Gene Ontology annotation, molecular function: protein binding; voltage-gated potassium channel activity; S-methyl-5-thioribose-1-phosphate isomerase activity. NCBI's taxonomy places the organism in Eukaryota, Viridiplantae, Streptophyta, Magnoliopsida, Nymphaeales, Nymphaeaceae. The record is from RefSeq and is a predicted model, not a curated record. The coding region runs from base 220 to 2829 and encodes 869 amino acids.
GGAGGGAGGGCGUCUUCCAAGGGGACAAUCGGAGAGAGAGGCGGAGCGAGCGAGAGGGAGGUGAGAGAUAUUGAUACGAUGCUCAAUGCGCCUUCGUAAUCACACCGGAGAUUGGCGUCAUGGGGUUGGAGGAACGUUUUAGAUUUGGUACGGAGACUUCUUCCUCCUCCUCCUCCUCCUCCUCCUCCUCUGCAAGAGAGGGAGAAGGAGAGCUGAACGAUGAGAGUUCCGGUGUGCGGGGGUGACCAGCUGGGCUCGUUAGAGGACAGCCAUUACAGCCUUUCGCAUGGCAUCCUCCCUCCACUUGGCGCCAGGAGCAACCGCCGGGUGAAGCUCAAGGACUUCAUCAUCUCUCCUUAUGAUCGUCGUUACAGAGGGUGGGAAAUUUUUCUAAUCCUUCUGGUUAUCUACUCUGCGUGGGUGUCACCGUUCGAGUUUGGAUUCCUGAAUGCGGCAAAGGGAACCCUUGCGGUGUUCGAUAAUGUCGUCAAUGCGUUCUUCGCAGUUGAUAUUGUCAUGACCUUCUUUGUUGCUUACGUCGAUAGGAACACCUACCUGCUUAUCGAUGAUCGACGAAAGAUUGCUCGGAAAUACUUGUUUUCUUGGUUUAUUCUAGAUGUCAUCUCCACUAUACCAUCGGAGCUUGCUCGAAAGAUCUUACCAAGAAGCCUCAGAUCUUAUGGGUUCUUCAACAUGCUUAGACUGUGGCGGCUUCGGAGAGUUAGUGCUCUAUUUGCCAGGUUGGAGAAGGACAGAAAAUUCAGCUACUUUUGGGUUCGCUGUGUGAAACUUAUCUGUGUAACUUUGUUUGCAGUUCAUUGUGCUGGGUGUUUCUAUUAUCUCCUUGCAGCAAAGUACCCUGACCCAACAAAAACAUGGAUUGGAGCAUCGUUGCCUGAUUUUAAAUCAGAAACCUUAUGGGUCCGCUAUGUGACAUCAAUGUAUUGGUCAAUUACCACACUUACUACUGUUGGAUAUGGUGACCUACAUCCUCAAAAUGAAAGAGAGAUGAUAUUUGAUAUUGCAUACAUGUUGUUCAAUCUUGGAUUGACUGCAUAUUUGAUUGGUAACAUGACUAAUCUAGUAGUCCAUGGUACCAGCCGUACAAGGAAAUUUAGAGAUACAAUUCAAGCAGCCUCAAGUUUUGGGAUACGAAAUCAGUUACCUACACGGUUGCAAGAUCAAAUGCUUGCACAUUUGUGUCUAAAGUACAGAACUGAUUCAGAAGGACUGCAGCAGCAAGAAACUCUAGACUCCCUUCCAAAAGCCAUUCGUUCCAGCAUUUCCCACUAUCUAUUCUAUGCUCUGGUUGAUAAAGUUUAUCUAUUUGGAGGGGUUUCAACUGAUUUGAUUUUUCAGUUGGUCUCUGAGAUGAAAGCUGAAUAUUUUCCACCAAAGGAGGAUGUUAUCUUGCAAAAUGAAGCACCUACAGACUUUUAUAUUCUGGUGACUGGUGCUGUGGACCUUAUUAUGUACAAGAAUGGAUCUGAGCAGAUUGUCGGUGAUGCACGUGCUGGAGACGUUAUUGGAGAAAUAGGAGUUUUAUGUUACAGGCCUCAAUUAUUUACAGUUCGUACAAGGAGACUUUGCCAGCUUUUACGGAUGAAUCGUACCACGUUCCUGAAUAUAGUUCAGUCUAAUGCUGGAGAUGGAACCAUAAUCCUACGUAAUUUUUUGCAGCACUUGAAAGAAAGUGAUGAUCCAGUGAUGCAAGGAGUUCUAGCAGAGACUGAGACUAUGCUAAAGAGAGGAAGAAUGCAUUUGCCUCUCAACCUUUGUUUUGCUGCACAAAGAGGAGAUGACUCGCUGUUGAAACAACUGUUACAAAGUGGAUUGGACCCAAAUGAAGCUGACAUAAGUGGGAAAACAGCACUGCAUAUAGCAGCAGCUGAUGGAAAUGAAAAAUGUGUUCAAGUUCUAAUUGAUCAUAACGCAGACGUUAACAUCCGAGAUUUGGAUGGAAGUGUACCACUAUGGGAAUCAAUAGUUUCAGGACAUGAUGCAGUGAGCAAGCUGUUAUUUGAAAAUGGUGCAAAUCUACAACCUGGUGACAUGGCCAACUUUGCUUGUGUUGCUGCUGAGCGCAGCAGUAUUCAGAUGCUGAAGGACAUAGUGCAUUAUGGCGGUGACGUAACAAUUGCAAGGAGCAAUGGGACAACUGCACUUCAUGUGGCUGUCUGUGAAGGGAAUGUUGAUGCUGUCAAGUUUCUUGUGGACCAUGGUGCUGACAUUAAGAAGCCAGAUCAACAAGGUUGGACCCCAGUUGCACUGGCAGAGCAGCAAUGCCAUGAAGAGAUAAAGGCUGUAUUCAGCUCCAUGGGAGGGAGCUGCCUUACUAAGACAGGAUCCGAUUCUCAUUUAUUGGCACCAAAGCUGGCUCCUCCUACACUGAAGAAUGCCAGUAGCAUGCCUAACCCACUCUUCCUCCGGCCUUCAUUUACAGUUGAUCAACAUAGGCGAGAAUCAGACAACUUUCGGAAUUCACUCUUUGGUAUCCUGUCUUUGGCACAUGAUUUUGGUAAAAGAGUGGGUCCAAUGUCUCUUGAAGAUCAGAAGAAUGGCACAAUAGGAGGUGAGGUCAUCGCUAAGAGAGUGACGAUACAUGGUCUCCAAACAGGCCAUAAUGGUGGGAAGCUUAUUUGGCUGCCUGGGACAAUGGAAGAGCUACUUCAUAUUGGUGCCGAGAAGUUUGGUUUUUUGUCUACACGGGUCCUAACUGUAGAUAAAGCUGAUAUUGAUGACAUAAGCUUAAUAAGGGAUGGAGAUCAUUUGUUUCUAGUCGAAGAUGGGAAGUCAACUGUUUCUAAAGAAGAGACAGGAGAGUUGUAACUUUUAUCUGCCAAUCUCUUAACCCACAGUUGAGAUAGGUUUGCUCACAGGUGCUCAAAGGAUGACAUGAAUGUCAGACAAGGUUCAUUCCAGAGCUAAUUCACAGUUGUUGGAGUUCCCGAGCCAUAAAGAGGGGUUGCUAUGAUCAUAGUUGACUGGUCGUGCUUUUAGAGAUCUUUGUAUUAAAUAAAGUAAGGAUACCGCCAGUUCUAGCAGCUUCUGGAAUCAUGUUUACAUGUGAGCAUCACAUUCCCAGCUUAAGGAAAUUGCUUAUUGCCAUAGCAUCAAUGGCCUCUCAGUUGUGUACAUUUCCAGUGAAAGCAUCAAAUCUGCAAAUUCCAACAAAAUUUUUGAAGUUUCAAUAUGCGAGUUGUGAAUAAGGGUGAACAUUUGAUUACUGGUUGUUUAAUCGCCUCUCAAAUUUUCUAUUCCAAUGAAAGCGACAAAGAGACAACUCCUAUCACAA